AUGAGUCCCUCUGCCAGCCUGCUGCUGCUUCUCCUGCUCGGCCUCUCUCAGGCACUUUCUCUCCAGGAGGAAGGAAGCACAGACAAUGGAGAAGAAGCACAAGUAGACAAAGAUGUGGAAGAAGAAAUAGACAUAGAAGAAGAAGAAGAAGUCCCUGAUAGUGUGGACAUCACCACCAGGAUCCUGACCUCUAACAACGCCACGGACGAGAUCCUGCUGGAAGGAGACCUGCUGGCUCCCCGAACCAGAAACGCCAUCAAGUGCUGGUACCAGAAGUGCCUGUGGAGGAAAGCCUCCAAUGGCCUGGUGAUGAUCCCCUUCACCGUGAGUGGCCAGUUCACCAGGAGGGAGAGGCGGAUGAUGGACUACGCCAUGAAGGUGUACCACAGCAGAACCUGCAUCCGCUUCGUCCCCCGUACCAACCAGUACGACCACAUCAGCAUCGAGAGCAGAGCUGGGUGUUUCUCCUCUCUGGGCAGACAGGGAGGCAGACAGGUGCUCUCUCUCAACAGGCGGGGCUGCCUCUACCACGGCAUCAUCCAGCACGAGAUCAACCACGCUCUGGGCUUCCAGCACGAACAGACCAGGAGUGACCGAGACCGCUACGUCCGGAUCAACUGGCAGAACAUCAACUCACAGAUGUCCUACAACUUCUACAGGCAGUCCACCAACAACCUCAACACUCCCUACGACUACUCCUCCAUCAUGCACUAUGGAAGAACAGCCUUCUCCAUCAACGGGAGAGACUCCAUCACCCCCAUCCCAGACCCUAAGGUCCAGAUCGGCCAGAGGAGGGGCAUGUCCUACUGGGACAUCAGGAGGAUCAACCUGCUCUACGGAUGCUGA
Xyrichtys novacula (pearly razorfish) is the source of this 846-nucleotide messenger RNA. The record is from the annotation of a GenBank genome assembly. NCBI's taxonomy places the organism in Eukaryota, Metazoa, Chordata, Actinopteri, Labriformes, Labridae.